This is a messenger RNA of Centruroides sculpturatus (bark scorpion), 809 nucleotides long. RefSeq lists its product as uncharacterized. Lineage: Eukaryota; Metazoa; Arthropoda; Arachnida; Scorpiones; Buthidae. The transcript is spliced from 4 exons. Bases 213 to 809 code for a protein of 198 amino acids. The record is from RefSeq and is a predicted model, not a curated record.
UACCAUUUGUUUGUGUAUAGAAUUUUAAAAGCGAUUUCUUCGAAGCGCCCCUAGGAAAGAAAAUAGAAACAAAUAUCAAUGUUUUGGAUACUCCUACAGUAGCGUACGCUCGUACGAUUUACGGAUAUUUUUUUUCCCCGCUGGCCGUUAUUUUUUAAAGGCACAAGUUUAUAAGUGAUAUUUCGCAAAUAUGGCACAAUUUCAUAAUUAAAAUGACUACAUUAGUACAAAGACAGCGUUCGCGUAGGCGAUUAGCUGCUCUGAGUUUUCUCUCGAAUAUAUCGCUAGACGGUACUCACAGGGAUACUAAAUUGGGACUUUUAAAUCUUAAUAUUAAGAGUAUACAUUCGAAGGAAAACGAAAGUAAAGAAUAUGACUACACGAAAAAGAGUGUUAGACGACGAGAGGAAAAACUGGAAACGUCCAAUUCUAUGGAGAUUCCUGUUCAUCCAAGCAGCCCGAAAUGUAGAGAUAGAAGACAUAGUUUUAUGUGUGAAACUAGAACUAAAAUUACCACAGUAUCACAGAGACGAAAGAGUCUUCUUCGACAAAGAUCUACUCAAGAGUCUCUUCCUUCUUACAAUAGCAUGGAAAGUAUAGUGUGUCUACCACAUAACAGGAAACCAUCUACUUCAUUAUCAGAAUCAUCUUGUCCUGGUGUUUUGGAAAUUCAUUAUAUUACUACUCCAAGCGAACAGCCAAUACAUGAUGAGAGAGUAGUAUUGGUGUCUUCCAGAAAAGCUCCAAUGGUGAUUUUUUCUUCAUUAUCAUCUUAUACUCGUAGAAAUUCCCAAAAUUUAACCAAGUAA